Molecule: messenger RNA, 3047 nt
Organism: Carlito syrichta (Philippine tarsier)
Lineage: Eukaryota; Metazoa; Chordata; Mammalia; Primates; Tarsiidae
Gene: CDH9
Product: cadherin 9
Exons: 11
Coding region: 45-2414 (789 amino acids)
Biological process (GO): calcium-dependent cell-cell adhesion; cell-cell junction assembly; homophilic cell-cell adhesion
Cellular component (GO): catenin complex; adherens junction; plasma membrane
Molecular function (GO): calcium ion binding; cadherin binding
Source: RefSeq, a predicted model, not a curated record
ACAGACAAUAUACUGAAUUUGACAUCCUGCUGAAGUCACAGAUAAUGAGGACUUACAAUUGCCUGCCAUUAUUCAUCUGGACCUAUAUGUUUUACACAGUUGACACCAUCCUAUUGCAAGAAAGAGCUAACAGUCAUUUACCAAGCAAAAAGAUAGUGGGUCUGACAAAAGAUGAUGGUAAAAUGUUACGUCGCACCAAGCGUGGCUGGAUGUGGAAUCAGUUCUUCUUGUUGGAAGAAUACACAGGCACAGACACGCAAUACGUAGGCAAGCUUCACACUGACCAAGAUAAAGGAGACGGAAAUUUAAAAUACAUAUUAACAGGAGACGGGGCUGGCAGUCUGUUCGUUAUAGAUGAAAAUACAGGAGACAUUCAUGCUGCAAAGAAACUAGACAGAGAAGAAAAAUCUUUGUACAUUCUUCGUGCCAAGGCUAUAGACAGAAAGACUGGGCGGCAGGUGGAACCGGAAUCAGAAUUUAUCAUUAAAAUCCAUGAUAUCAAUGACAAUGAACCAAAAUUUACAAAAGACUUAUACACUGCCAGUGUUCCUGAAAUGUCUGGAGUCGGUACAUCUGUUAUACAAGUGACGGCAACAGAUGCAGAUGACGCCAACUAUGGAAAUAGUGCCAAAGUGGUCUAUAGCAUAUUGCAAGGACAACCGUAUUUUUCAGUGGACCCAGAAUCAGGCAUAAUAAAAACUGCAUUACCAGACAUGAGCAGAGAAAAUAGAGAGCAGUACCAGGUGGUUAUACAGGCCAAAGACAUGGGCGGCCAGAUGGGAGGUCUUUCUGGAACCACCACAGUGAACAUCACUCUGACAGAUGUCAACAACAAUCCUCCUCGAUUUCCACAGAGUACGUAUCAAUUUAAUUCCCCUGAGUCUGUACCUCUUGGAACACAUCUUGGAAGGAUAAAAGCCAAUGACCCUGACGUGGGAAAAAAUGCUGAGAUGGAAUAUAGCAUUGCUGAAGGAGAUGGUGCAGACAUGUUCGAUGUCAUCACUGACAAGGAUACACAGGAAGGGAUUAUAACUGUCAAACAGAAUUUAGAUUUUGAAAACAAAAUGCUGUAUACUAUAAGAGUGGAUGCAAGUAACACUCACCCUGAUCCACGAUUCUUACACCUGGGACCUUUUAAAGAUACAGCUGUGGUCAAAAUAUCCGUGGAAGACAUAGAUGAGCCUCCUGUAUUCAGUAAAAUCUCCUACUUAAUAGAAGUGGAUGAAGAUGUAAAGGAGGGCAGCAUCAUUGGACAGGUUACAGCAUAUGACCCAGAUGCCAAGAACAAUUUAAUCAAAUACUCAGUUGAUCGGCAUACUGAUAUGGAUCGUAUUUUCGAUAUCUACUCAGAAAAUGGCUCUAUUUUCACUUUGAAGACCCUUGACCGAGAAUCAUCCCCUUGGCACAACAUCACUGUUACAGCCACAGAAAUAGAUAAUCCAAAACAAAGUAGCCACAUUCCUGUCUUCAUCAGAAUUCUAGAUAUCAAUGACCACGCUCCCGAAUUUGCUAUGUACUAUGAAACAUUUGUUUGUGAAAAUGCAAAACCUGGGCAGUUGAUUCAGACUGUCAGUGUCAUGGACAAGGAUGACCCUCCCCGAGGCCACAAAUUCUUCUUUGAACCAGUACCAGAAUUUCCUCUCAAUCCCAACUUCACCAUUGUAGACAAUAAAGAUAAUACAGCAGGAAUCAUGACUCGAAAAGAUGGCUACAGUCGCAACAAAAUGAGCACCUAUCUACUUCCAAUUUUAAUCUUUGACAAUGAUUAUCCAAUUCAAAGCAGCACAGGCACGCUCACUAUUCGUGUGUGUGCCUGCGAUAAUCAAGGGAAUAUGCAAUCCUGCACGGCAGAGGCCCUGAUCCUCUCGGCUGGCUUGAGCACGGGAGCUCUCAUCGCGAUUCUGCUCUGUGUCCUCAUACUGCUUAUUUUGAUAGUGCUGUUUGCGGCACUGAAGAGGCAAAGGAAAAAGGAACCCCUGAUCAUUUCAAAAGACGAUGUCCGGGACAACAUCGUGACCUACAAUGAUGAAGGCGGUGGGGAAGAAGAUACCCAAGCUUUUGACAUCGGCACAUUAAGGAAUCCAGAAGCAAGAGAAGACAGUAAACUUAGACGGGAUGUGAUGCCUGAAACUAUUUUUCAGAUAAGGAGGACUGUGCCUCUGUGGGAAAAUAUUGAUGUACAAGAUUUUAUCCAUCGAAGAUUAAAAGAAAACGACGCAGACCCAAGUGCGCCUCCUUACGAUUCACUGGCAACAUAUGCCUAUGAAGGGAAUGAUUCCGUAGCAGAUUCGCUCAGUUCUUUAGAAUCUCUCACAGCUGAUUGUAACCAAGAUUAUGAUUACCUCAGCGACUGGGGGCCUCGUUUUAAAAAACUUGCCGACAUGUAUGGGGGUGAUGAUAGUGACCGAGACUAGGACAUCGUAUGUCUUGAGCAUAUUAGCAGAAGUGCUGUCUAUGUUACUAGAUUGAGUGGCCUGUAUACUCUUCCUUGGAGGAAAUUCAAAAAUCUAAAUUACAAACAAUACCUAGGUGUUGUCUUAGUUAAGGGUUUGCUUAAUCGGUAAGUUAUUGUGAAUGAACACGAAUGACAUAGAUUUUUUAAAAAAGUAAUAAUAACCAGUUCACCUUCUUUGCCUAACAAUCAGAAGGAAAGUAUAUCACAUCAAUAAUCAAGCAAAAUACUUAAAAGGCUUUUUGUGCCUUUUCUUAGAUAUAAGAACUUUAUAAAUGUUUUCGUAACUGACUUUCAGUCACCUUUACUAUUAAAUUAAACAUUGUGCAACUGCUUUGUAAAUUAAUAUGGAAAAAAUAUAUCCCUAAUGAAAUAGGAAUGACUAUUACUGCCAUAUUUAUUUAGUUGAAGAAUGUCUUUGUGUUAAUUCAUUCAUAUUUUUAUAAAUGUAUAUUUAUAUUUUUAUAUUUUUAUGAAAUAAACUAUUUAUAAAAAUACAUUUCAUUUUAUUUAAUUUCUAGAAGCAGUUCUUAUCUCACAAACAACAAAACUGUUUUACAUCUUUAAAUGUAAAACAUGAUUCACUCAGGGAAUA